Messenger RNA from Betta splendens (Siamese fighting fish), 2426 nucleotides. It is a transcript of the gene phactr3a, whose product is annotated as phosphatase and actin regulator 3a. The record is from RefSeq and is a predicted model, not a curated record. The transcript has 12 exons. Gene Ontology annotation, biological process: actin cytoskeleton organization. The coding region runs from base 175 to 1821 and encodes 548 amino acids. Gene Ontology annotation, molecular function: actin binding. NCBI's taxonomy places the organism in Eukaryota, Metazoa, Chordata, Actinopteri, Anabantiformes, Osphronemidae.
CACACACACACGCACACACGGAAUUUCUGCUCAGCCAUGGCUCCCUGGUAGAUGCUCAAAGCGGCUGUUGUCAGAGCGAAUUAAAUCCGCUCUCCCUCGCUGCAUUCCUCCUGACCUUGCCUGCCUCUGCUCGGGUUUUCAAUAUUUUAUUCAGGAUUCCUGCGCCGUCUCCUCAUGGCUACAUCAGAUGGACUAGACGGCUGUCUGCAACGAGGCAGAUCUCAAAGUGACCCGAACAUACUCACCGAACCGGGCAUCGAUUUGGCUCACGGCACAGUGGAGCUCGUGGACCAACAGAGGGUGCUGAGGACGGGCUGCCUGGUGUCCGGCGUCCACACUCCACCCAUACGACGCAACAGCAAGCUGGCCACGCUGGGGCGCAUCUUCAAGCCCUGGAAGUGGAGGAAAAAGAAAAACGAGAAGCUCAAGCAGAGUUCCACAGAUGUAGCAUUAUCCAGCGGUCUUCUAUGCCACGACCCAAACUCCCCCACCCAGGGCUGCUGCUCCGAUGGAGCCGUCCUGCUGGGGGGGUUCGGAGGACCUCUUCACCCCAACCUCACCGUCAGCAGCGUGGAGUACCUGGGUCCUGAGGAGGAGAACCCGGCCUCAGCAGCAGCCUCGCUCCAGAACUGUGACCAGGUGGAGGAAAACACGCCGCGGCCGGAGGAGGAGUCCGGCGAGCAGCUGCACCCUGCCGGGCUCUUUCCCGACGGGCUGCAGGACGCGGGGGAGCACGCGGAUGAGAGGCAGGAGGAGGAGCCUCCUGCAGGAACCUCCCCGCCCCAAGUACCUCCCAAGCUUUUGCCCCUGCUGAGCACGGGAGACGAUUCGGGCCCCGUCUCGCUCCCCACUCACCUGCCCAACUCCUACCUCCCCAAGGAGCCUCCACCCAGGGCCACAGAGAGUCUGGCUUCAAUGACUCUGCCUCUUCGAGGGCCCCUGGCCAAUUCCUCAGGGUCCCCACAUCUGGGCAAUAUGAUGCAUCCUCCCAUGCCCCCCAGCUGCAUUAUGGAGGAGCUGCAGAGAGCCUUCGCUUCCAAAAACAGGCAGGAGAGCGUCCAUGAAGGGUGUGAGCAGGGCUCCCCCCCUCAGCUGUGGUGUCCCGACGGGCGGCUCUCUCGCUCCUGCAGCUCUGAGAACCACCACCACCACCACACGUCGCCGUUGGUGGGCGGCUGCGUGGGAGGCGGAGGGUCCGACUGGCCCCGGAAGGAGGCAGAGGAGAACAAGGAGAACGUGCGGCUGGACCAGUGCUUCUCCAACACCUCGGGCCUCCCCACCGACCUGGACGGCUGGAACGAGUCGGUCAUCUCGGGUACGCUUCCUCGCAGGCUAAGGAAGGAGCUGCUGGCUGUGAAACUGAGAAACCGGCCCAGCAAGCAGGAGCUGGAGGACCGGAACAUCUUCCCGGCGCGGAGCGACCAGGAGCGCCAGGAAAUACGCCAGCAGAUCGAGAUGAAACUGGCCAAGAGACUGAGUCAGAGACCGAACGUGGAGGAGCUGGAGAGUCGGAACAUCCUCAAACAGAGAAAUGACCAGACGGAGCAGGAGGAGAGGAGGGAGAUCAAGCAGCGGCUGAACAGGAAGCUCAACCAGCGGCCCACGGUGGACGAGCUGCGGGACAGGAAGAUUCUGAUCCGCUUCAGUGACUACGUGGAGGUGGCCAAAGCUCAGGACUACGACAGGAGAGCAGACAAGCCUUGGACCCGGCUCUCGGCGGCGGACAAGGCCGCCAUCCGAAAAGAGCUGAACGAGUUCAAAAGCACGGAGAUGGAGGUGCACGCCUCCAGCAAACACCUGACAAGGUUCCACCGUCCGUGAAAACAGCAGGGACUUUCUUCUGUGAAGAAUUGCUGAGCCUGGAGAUUUUCUGAAGCUGCUGCGAGCUGCUCAGCGGCGACAGUUCAGCGAGCCUGGAGCCCGGUCGUCUUCCGCGUGUCUUAAACGUCCCUCCGACACCCUUGACUGCCGCGCCGUCGGUAUGAGGCGCGGGUGUGGGCCGGGGGGCGACGGCAGCGUGUCCCGGGGACUGCUGGACGUCGCCACAUGGGAGCUGGCUGCUGGAAGACUUGGAGCCUCUGACUCUUGGGACGAGAGCAGGGGAAAAAAAUCAAUCUUGUCAUUCAGUCGGUGUUGUUUUUUUUGUACUAUUUCAUGGACUCAUUUGACAUGGCGGUGUGAAUCCAUGUUGUAUGAAGAAGUUGUGCAUGUGAGCAGCUUCGCCUUUUCUUACUUGAUGAAUAAUGUGUCAUUUUGGACUGUGUAAAGACUGUGCAGUCUGGGGGGGGGGUUGUACGGGGCGUGAAUUUGAUAUUAACUGUACAUACAGUAUGUCCAUAUGAAUGGGACUGUCAAUGUCUUCACUCGAAAGCAAAAUACCUUUGUAAGCACUACUUGUCUUCAAAAUACAAGGUCUUUUCUAAGAA